AUGAAUUGGAUGUGGCAAGAUCCUAAACUACACGGUCCAUGAGAGUUGAGUCAGAUUCAUUGGGAAAUUCUCAUUCAGAAAUUGGAUAAAUACUUGAAGAGGAAGUUUGCUGUGCUGUGGGGAAAUGGGAUACGCUUUGCAUCUGCUAUGCGUAAUCUGAAAUUACUGCAAAGCCUGCACUGCAGCAAAUGGCAGGGCUUGGGAAUUCCUCAGUGUCUGACCAUUCGUACGGAUACAGGAAUAGUGCUGGUGGGAUCGAACUUGGGAAUCACAGAACUUGACCCACACACAGAACAGGUGGUCAAUAAGGUGUCUUUGGUUGAAGAAGCAUAUCUCCCUGAAGAUGGCUCUGGGUGUGUUGUUGGUAUUGAGGAUCUGCCAGAUCAGGAAUUGGUGUGUGUUGCCACUGCAUCUGGAGAUGUUAUACUUUAUAAUUCAAGCACAAAUCAGCUGGAAUGCGUUGGCAGUGUCGACAGCGGACUAAGUGGGAUGAGCUGGAGUCCAGACCAGGAAUUGGUUGUACUUACCACACGACAAGAGACAAUUAUAAUGAUGACUAAGGAUUUUGAGCCAGUCACUGAAGUCAAAAUUCACCAGGAUGAGUUUGGUGAAGGAAAAUUCAUCACUGUUGGUUGGGGGAGAAAGGAGACCCAAUUCCAUGGAACUGAAGGUAAAGAAGCAGCUCGUCGUAAGUUAGUGGAAGUUGAGCCAGCCCUUCCAUGGGAUGAUCAUAAGUUCCGUGUGACUUGGCGAGGUGAUGGACAGCUGUUUGCAGUGAGUGCCAUUUGUCCAUUGACAGGAUCUAGAAAGCUGAGGAUAUGGAAUAGAGAAUGUGUGCUCCAAUCAACCAGUGAACUUGUUAAUGGUCUUGAGUCUGCCCUGUGCUGGAAACCAUCGGGCAGUUUAAUUGCAUCUACACAGCGAAAGCCUAAUAAGCAUAAUGUUGUAUUCUUCGAACAGAAUGGUUUACUGCAUGGGGAAUUUUCACUUCCUUUUGACAAAGACCAAGUUAAGGUAAAUGAGCUGCUCUGGAACAGUGAAUCUACUGUACUGGCAGUUUGGCUGGAGGAUUUAAAAUCCGAUAAAGAAGACUAUGAAGGCCAAAGGAAUACAUACGUUCAGUUGUGGACUGUAGAAAACUACCAUUGGUACCUGAAGCAGAGUCUACAUUUUGGUUGUGAAUGCAUUGUGUCCCUAAUGUGGGAUCCCGAGAGCGCCUAUCAACUCCAUGUUCUCUGCAGUGGGUGGUGUUACUACUCCUAUAACUGGCAUUGGACCACAGAUAGAAGCAAAGGCGAUGACAGCAAUGAUUUUGCUAACGUAGCUGUGAUUAAUGGAGAUAAGGUAGAUGUCACGCCGUUUCGCCAGGCAAUCAUUCCGCCUCCAAUGUGCGCUUAUCAAUUGCAGUUAUCCUGCCCAGUUAAUCAGAUUAUCUUCUCCUCGGAUCCACAAAGGAGCAAUGAUUUAGCCGUCUUAACAGCUGAUAACCGGGUUUCAAUCUACCAAUCUGAUGAUGGUGCAAAUCAAGAUUGCCCCACUAAUACAGAAGCUGUUGGAGGAAGAGGAAUGAUAAAGCACUUGACAACUCCCAAACUGGUCAAAAUAUGCAGAAUUAAUUUUGAAGAAGAACAUAGUGACUGUCUGAGGCCUUUGAAGUUACGCUUUAUAACCUGGAUAAGCAAAAAUAAGUUUCUAAGUGUGUUUCAAGGUCUGACCACGUCCCAGUCUGUUGUGUGUCAGUUGGUAACUUCAUCAGAGGAUAAUCAAGAGGGAACACUAUGGAUCAGGACUCCCAUAUCUGUUGAUGGGCAGAUUAUCAACCUCUGCUACAACCAUAAGACACAGACUGUGGCCUUGGAGCUCUCUAAUGGACAGAUCCUAAGAUACAUGUGGGCUACUGAGUCCUCUGAGCCAUGUGUCAAACCGUGGAGGUCAGCUGAUGGAUGUCUGGUGCGAUUUUCUCAGCCUUGUGUACAGACAGCUCUAUGUAAAAUUGAAGGGGAGGAAGUGGUAUUGGGUCUGACAGAAAAAUCUCGUUUUUUUGUUAAUGUGUCAGAGAUAGCGUCCAAUGUUAAUUCAUUUAUAGUACACGAUGAGUUCCUGCUAUUCACCACCCAUUCUCACACUUGUCGCUGUCUCAAUCUUAGGACUACUUCAUUAAAAGCUUUGCUGCAUCUUUCAAUCAGCGAUUCCCAGCCAAAUGAUGAAACAGUUCGCAGAGUGGAAAGGGGAUCUCAUAUAGUGACUGUGGUACUUCACGAUGCCAAACUCAUUUUACAGAUGCCACGAGGAAAUCUGGAAGUUAUUCAUCACAGAGCGUUAAUACUUGCCCAGCUCAGAAAAUACCUGGACAGGCUAAAGUUCAAGGAGGCCUUUGAAUGUAUGAGAAAACUGAGAAUAAACCUUAAUCUUAUCUACGAUCACAAUCCAAAGGUCUUUUUAGAAAAUCUGGAGAACUUCUUGCAACAGAUCACUUCCAUAAGUUACAUCAACUUGUUUCUGACUGAACUGAAAGAGGAAGAUGUCACAAAAACGAUGUACCCAUAUGUCUCAAACUCAUCUACUUCUGCACCUGAGAGUGGGAGUAAAGUGGACACAAUCUGUGAUGCAUUGCGAACUGCAAUGGAGAGAAUAAACCCUCACAAGUACUGUUUGCCUAUACUGACCUGCCAUGUACGAAAGAGUGCUCCAGAACUGGAAACUGCUCUCCAGAAAGUCCAUGAGCUCAGGGUGAAUCCUCCAAGUGACCCUGAGGCAGUCAGUACUGAGGAAGCCCUGAAAUAUCUCCUCUUCCUAGUAGAUGUUAAUGAACUAUAUGACCAUGCACUGGGUACUUAUGACUUCGAACUGGUGAUGAUGGUAGCAGAAAAAUCACAAAAGGAUCCAAAGGAAUAUCUACCAUUUUUGAACAAAUUAAAGAAAAUGGAGGCUAAUUACCAGCGAUAUACCAUUGAUAAAUGUUUGAAGCGUUACAAAAAAGCUGUCAAGCACCUAAGUAAAUGUGGUCGUCAGCAUUUCUCUGAGCUUCUAAACUUGGUAAAGGACCAAAAGAUGUACAGUGAUGCCUUAAAAUUAUUCCCGGCAAACAGCCAAGAAUACAAGGACAUCAGUGUUGUGUUUGGCGAGUACCUCACCGAGAAGCAAUACUUUGAGCAAGCAGGGCUGAUCUUCACACGAUCUGGGGAAUGUGAAAAGGCUCUGAAUGCUUUCCUGCAAUGCUGCAAUUGGCAGCAGGCUCUUUGCAUGGCUGCUCAGCUCCACUAUACUGAUGACAAAAUGAUUAGCAUAGCACGCACCAUAUCAGGGCGAUUGAAGGAACAGCGGAGGUAUUCUGAGGCAGCCUUAAUUCUGGAACAGUAUGCUCAGGACUAUGAAGAAGCCAUUACAUCAUUUUUAGAAGGAUGUGCCUGGGAAGAGUCAUUAAGACUGAUUUAUAAGUACAACAGGACUGAUAUUUUGGAAACAAACCUGAAACCUUCCAUAUUGGAAGCCUAUAAUAACCAGGUGGCAUUCCUCGAUUCUCAAAAAACAUUAUUUAUUCGUCAUAAAUCUCGCCUCAAAAUUGUACGGGAAAUGAAACUGAAAGCACAAGAAGGAUUGUUAGAUGAGGAAAUGGCUGAUGGCCCAGAUUCUGAUCUGUAUUCAGAAAGAAGCAGUUUGUGGUCAGCGGGUGGAAUGAGCUCCAAAUAUUCACACAGUAACUCCAGGAUAUCAGCGCGGAGUUCAAAAAACCGUCGUAAAGCAGAACGUAAAAAGCACAGUUUGAAGGAGGGGAGUGCUAUGGAAGACAUAGCACUGCUGGAAGCAUUGAAAGAAAUAAUAUCUACAGUGGACAAACUGACAGGUGAAGUUCACAGCUUACUGAAAGUUUUGGUCCUUUUUGGCUUUGACGAUCAGGCUUCAGAGCUGCAAAAAGUUCUUGAAGGCAUCCUACAACUAAUGGAAAAGUCAGUUGCAGACAUCUGGCACUCUGAUGUGAAGAAAUCCACUCUCUGUCCAGUUCUUGGACCAGAUUCGACGGUGAAUAGUAUUACCAGCUCCCUCCAAUGGCCAAGAAGUGGAACAACAGCUCACCAAGAUGAAGAGAUCUUUGUUCCACCCAAGCUCAAUAAGAACAUGAAGUGGAAACUGAAUAUUCUAUGAAUCAACUCCAGUCAGCCAUAUCACCGUCUGUUCUGUGUAUGAUGCAGUCAGCCUGAAGCAAUAUGAAUACAUAACUAGCUUGUGAAAAUGAUUAGCGGUGGUGGAUGCACAACAGGAAUAUGGAUGCUUUCUGCAGACACAAAGGAUGACCAUGACAUUAUGACAAUCAUAAUCACAGUAAUAUUAACCAUCAGUUCAAAAUCUUGGUCGGCUCUUGUUAUAUCCUUGUAAGAUAAAAAUCUGUAUUUUAUUUUCUUUUACAAAUGGUUCCAUCGCUAUCAAAAUCAUUGUGGUACAAGAUAAGAAUGGGUGAAGAAAGCCAUUUAUCACAGAAGCUGGUGUGAAAUCAGCACUUGGGCAGCAGGAACAGAUCCCUAAGUGAGUGCAGAAUCUACCAAUGUUAGAUGUUUGAUGCUUGCUGUGAUAGGAAAACCAUCAGUGACAAAACCAAAAAUAGCUGAGAGGUACCAGUGAGGUCCGCUGUGAGAGCUGAAUUUAGGUGAAGACUUCUUGCAAAUGGAAAAAAAGCUGUUGUAUAUGGUUUUAUUUAUGGGUGCUUUGAAACUUUUUUAAGACUACAGCAGAAAUUCAGAUGUCAGUCGUUCAGUCUGUAUGAUAGUUGUCAAUUCAUAUUUUAUUCUGUUUAUAGAUAGUAUGUUGCUAAUUUGGUUGCAAAAGUUGAGUAAGCAAAGUACCUAAACAAUAAAUUGCAAAGGUGAUGGAACGUAUAAACUACUGCUGCUUUAACAAAUGUGGGUAAGAGGUUCAUUAUUUCACAUCAAAAUGUUCACAAUUCCCCAAACACUUUCUACCAUCUCAAGGCACGACAGAAGUGCGUUACGGUAUUUUCCACUUGGCUGGAUUGGUGCAGGUUCACCAAAACUCCAGAAGUUCAAUAUCAUGGACAAAAUGGACAUCUCUUCACUACCUUGACCUUUCAUCAGUAGUGCACCGUAACCGCACUGUGUACCGUCUACAAAGCACACUGCAAAGCUUCAGCAAACUGAAAUGUUAACUGCUGUCUCAUGCUGAUGCUGCAUACACUGGAAUAUUUGCAGUAUCACCAUUUUAUUUUAUGUUCUCAGUAGUUUAUCCCACCUGCUACUUCUGCCUUCAUAGGUUUUAUGUGCCUUUUGGUUGGGUAUAUAUUAGGAGGCCAUGCAUGCUCUCAAUUUAUAAAACUAGAACCAGCUACCCCAAGGAAAAUCCUCCAGAUAAUUUUCAUAUGUAUUUAAAAAAUAAGCUCCAUGUAUCUUUGCUGUGCAACAGAAUGGUGCAAAAUUUAUCCGUAGUUAUAAAGUUUAAUGCCUUUUUACAUGGUUGUAUAUCAGAGCAAUUAUUAUUUACAGAUAUUUAAAUACAUUGCAUUACCAGCAUAUGAAAUCAAUAUGGGCAUGGUUUACUCGAGAUCACAUGGAGCAUAAUGAAACUUCAGGACAAUUCAAAACCUACAAAUUAACACCAAGUUUUCUCUGAUGUGUUUUGCAUUCUGUACGUGGAAUGUAUAUUUACUCAACGGUGGAACAGGUAGAUGAAGUUACUUCGAACUCAACGGCUGUGAAGGCGGAUGAAGGCUGCAACAAAUCCAUCAGCUCCAAUCGUCGUGGUUUCCAUGCCAUUGGAAUCAGUCGGUUGAUUUGUGAAGUAUCGUAUGCUUCUUGGAGUGCAACGUCAAAUACACGCACAGGUGUCUUCGCUCUGUGGGCUACCUCUUCAGAACGAAGACCAUCAUCCUCGACCUUGAGGGAUAGCCACAACGAUCUAUUCAAAAUUU
Messenger RNA from Mobula hypostoma (lesser devil ray), 5917 nucleotides. It is a transcript of the gene elp1, whose product is annotated as elongator acetyltransferase complex subunit 1. Gene Ontology annotation, molecular function: protein binding; tRNA binding. Gene Ontology annotation, biological process: tRNA wobble base 5-methoxycarbonylmethyl-2-thiouridinylation. Gene Ontology annotation, cellular component: cytosol; elongator holoenzyme complex. NCBI's taxonomy places the organism in Eukaryota, Metazoa, Chordata, Chondrichthyes, Myliobatiformes, Myliobatidae. The record is from RefSeq and is a predicted model, not a curated record. The coding region runs from base 148 to 4143 and encodes 1331 amino acids. The transcript has 37 exons.